AUGCUUCCCCCAGACACGGAAGAUGGCCAGAGAAUAUGGAAUGAUUACAAGGGUGGCAAUCACUGUGGACAUCAAGACCAGAACAGUCCCGAGAUACUCCCUAAUUGUCGAUGUUGGUCCAAUUGGGUAUCCGACAGAGUUGCCCAUCUCGAACAGGACCUAGAUCGAGUUAGGGGAGAGGUCAACUUCAACCCACCGGCAGAACUGUCGCAUUUGCAAGAAGAGCUUGAAUCAUCAAGGGCGAGAACAAGAUCAAGAAUUGCUCAAGAGACGCAAUAUCGUGAUGAAAGGGAUAGGCAUUUCAACCGACUAUUAGAUAUGCAGCGACAAAUACAAACCUGCGCUGCUGAUCUUGAAGCUGCUCGGGCUCCAGUGGGACAUAAAGUAACGCUCAAUAAAAACGUAACACUUGAAGAGUUGUUAAUUGUGGUGCGGCGAGAAUUGAUAUUUCGGGAAGAGAGAGAGCGAAGUGGCAUUCCUCGAGAGGAAGUUGAAGCUAUACGUUCAGACUUGUAUAAACUAUGGCAACUUGCUGAAGCUGCCGCUCGAGAAAUUGGUGUUCAUCUCAAGGAAAAGGAUCUUCUCACCAUUCAAGGAUAUAUUGUCGCAUCCGUGCAGAUGAUCAAAGCAUUGCAAAUGGAGAUUCAGCAGAAGGAUGUGAGUAGUGAUUAUGUCAUGUUUUUGCAACAACGAAACAGAGAGGGGGCGAGAGUGAUCAACGAGAUGGGGGAACAACUGAGAAGCGUGUGGCAAGGGAAUAUGCCUGGUGUUGGUGUUGUACCCGGCAAUCUUGCUACUGCGAUAGGAGCUGUCAAUGUUGCGCCGCCAAUAGACUUUAAAUCGUUCAAAGAACUUAUAUGGGGUAUAUAUCUUGGACUCUUCAAUUCUGAGCGAAACCUUACAAUAAUCAUAACGGAUCGUCAGAUGGAAGUACCAAUAUGGGAACCUGCACCUAUUCGUAUAGACUCUGAGAACAUAACUUAUUCUAACAAAUGGGAACUCUGUGCACAACUUGUUCGAAAUGAGAUUCAGAGAUUCUUGGAACGAGUAUGGCAACUCUACUUAUACAUUCGCGAGAAGAACGUGCCAGGGAGUCAAGAAUACUGGAAUGGGCCAUAUGAUGACGAUCACGGACGAGCAAUCCAUGUGCACGAAGCCAUGAAAGCUGUCGAAGGGCGAGGACUUAUGGCACAAACUGAACUAAAACUUGUACGCCAAUAUAUCGAGCCUGCUACCGAUGCGGCAUACAAAACUGAUUUGGAGGAACGUAUUGAUCGACGAUAUCCAAUUUACCGGGACCUACAAGCCUCAAUUAACAAUCUCACUCAAAGAAUCACAAUGUUUCGACAAAUACCUCCUUCAUGGCCCGAGCAGCACGAACGCGAUAACACCGCCUUGUCGCCCAAAAAGAGUUUUGAUUUAUUAGCUUUGAUGCUUUCACGUAUUGAAAUGGAGUAUCUAAGCAUCCGAUUGAUCCAACUUAUCCAAACCACGAAUAAUUACUGGCACUUAAUUCCUCGAGAUGAUCCUGAUUUGGCUCGAUAUAUGUCCAAUGAGAUAAGUCGAGCGCAUGGAAUACAGGUAGCUUGUGAAGCCGAAUUAACACGACCAUCUGAAAUUGCGCCUCCACCUGCAUAUCCAGGAAAGAUGCUACCCCCACGCCCUGCGUACCAGCCUUAUGGAGACCAGAUCAUCCCCAAAUCAACAUACGACAAUAACAAUCAACAGCAAAACAAGAAUGAGAAAAAAGGGAAAGGGGGGACCAGUAAGGAAAAAAAGGAUAAUGAGACGAAAGUGAGAAGCAAUAUCAACGCUCUGGAAAAGGCCCUGGACAGCAAAAAGAUCAAGUAUGGCCCAAAAAUGGCAAGAAAUACAAAAUCAAAUUUUGCAAAUGCUCCUAAAGACGCCUCACCGGAUGAGAAAUUACAAUUGGAAUUGAACAAAUUGCAUGAAUAUAGGAAAAAGUUGGAGGGAGAAUGGACUAGCAAUGGGGGAGGAAAGGUCACCAAUGUCAAAGGGUAUAAGACAUAA
Messenger RNA from Botrytis deweyae, 2031 nucleotides. RefSeq lists its product as uncharacterized. NCBI's taxonomy places the organism in Eukaryota, Fungi, Ascomycota, Leotiomycetes, Helotiales, Sclerotiniaceae. The transcript has a single exon. The record is from RefSeq and is a predicted model, not a curated record. The coding region runs from base 1 to 2031 and encodes 676 amino acids.